UCUUUCGGCCCUUUCUCCCUCCUUUCUCCGCCUCCCCUGCGAUGUGUGGUUGGAUGUGACGGUCCCCCUCUGGCAGCGGAAGACUGGCGAGACUAAUUCUUCUCUCGUCAUUAGAGCGUCAAAUUCUCCACCUCCCUCGGCGUGUUUGGCCAGCGCCAGAGGUUCGGGGUCUGGCUCGACGUGAUUCCCCCCACCCCGUGUCAAAAACCCACCCACGAUGCCCUACUACAGCAGUCGAAAGCCCGGCCGCAUCCAGUCGCUGGCCGCCGCUCUGGAGGAGGAGCGCCUAGAACUAGCCGGCGAGCUCGAAGCUCGCAGCGCAGCUUCCCGCCGGAACCAGAGCGCGACGACGACCCGGAGUUUCCAGGACGUUGCUCCGUCGCCCGAGUCGCCCGAGACCCUGCCGCCCCGACAUGGGUCCAUCGCCGGCAUUGGGGUUGGUGUGACUCCCCCGUCCAACCGUCGCAGCUGGCAUGACCCUGCUCCCGCCCCAUCUUUGCGUGUGAACACUACGGUGGCGUCGCCGCCUACUGCUGCGGCUUCUCACUCCACCUCCUCCUCGCCGGAGAAAGAGUUCGGCCCAUCCGCCGCUACAACCACCACGCGCCGUUUUAGCGACAACGCCGCCCUCGACAAAAAAAAGCUCGCUGAGGCGCAUCCCGGUCAGACUUCUCACAGCGCCGCCACCAGUCCCGUCGCCAGCAAACCCAAACCGAGCAUUCGCUGGGACGAUUCCGUCGUCAUGUCUCCCAGCGCCACCAGCUACAGCUUAAACCGGCGCGCCAAUCGAGCCGCCGACAAAUCAUCCAAUAAGCCGCCACAAACCAAAAAUGCCAUGGCUGCCGUCAUGUCCGGCCUCGAUCUGAAGGUCGGAUUGCCCAGUUUCACCAGGGGCAGGGAUUCGAGUCGCAACAAUACCGCUCGGGGAACCUCGCUGGACUCGCGGCUCUCCUCCUCCCGACUGGGUCGCUCGAGCUCUCCAAAGAACCGAUGGCUCGGAUCAAGCUCUCGCAAUUCCAGUUCAAAUCCGGGGAAGCCGGCGCCCGAGAAAGCCAAACCGGUGGAAACGGCGAACGCUGAUAAGCCACAAGCCACGCCAACACCUCCUCCUGCCCCUGUCCCUGCCCCUACUCAAGGUGGCGAGACAGCCGACGCCGACAAGAAACCAUUGACAUCUGGGGAUGAGCGUCUGGCGAAGGACAUGUACGACAGCGAGAACAAUCCCAUCGAAACUAGCGACGAAGACGCCGACGACUCCUCUACAAGUGAUGAUGACGAUGACGACUCUACAACCGAGCGCGGACGAAAACCAACGGUUGACAUCAUCCUUCCCCCCAGGACUAGUUCCGCGGGAAGUGCGAAAACUGGGCCGCCGCCACUUCCGGUAGAAGAAAAAGAGAGUACGUCUUGCUUUUUCUCUCUGUCUUUGUUCCCCUUGAAUCCUCUUAUUAUGUUUAGAAAUUAUUUUCUAGGUUCAAGACCAUCAACUGACAGCAAUAUUGCAGACGCCGAGGAGAAAUCCGACUAUUCACAUUCUUCCAAACAAGGUCCGAUUCCCAAGAGACCCGAUGUCCAUCCUCGCACUAGUUUCGACUCGGCUGCCUCCAUGCCUAAUACACCAUUUGGUUCCGACGACGAAGCCGAGCUGUCGGAUAUCAAACGAGCUCAACAAAUGGGCAUUCAAAUGUCCGCGAUCGACAGCUCCGUCCAAAAUCGCUCGAUUCGAACCAUCAUUCGCGGGGACUACUCCAAGCAGUCCGGCGAACUGGACGGCGGCCGUCGCCGACAGCGCAAGUAUCUAGUUGCGACGGAUUUGAGCGAGGAAUCAGUAUACGCUCUGGAAUGGACCAUCGGUACUAUUCUUCGUGACGGCGACACCAUGUUUGCCGUUUGCGCGAUGCACGACGAGACGGCGGCGUCCAAUACACCGCAGGUCGGUGACAACGCUAAAGCCAUGCAGGAUGCUGCAGCCGUGAUAGGGUCGCAGACGGAAGAGACCGCGCAGAAGCCGCAGAAUGACUCGUCAACUAAUUUAUCCCGUGCGAUCCUCGGUCGACUGGGGCCGGGAACGGACAGUAAACCCGGAUCGGUGGAUGCUCGCGGGAUGUCCAAGAUUGAAUCCGAACGUGUCCGUUCUGUGGAGGUCAUCUCUCAGACGUGCGUUCGCUUACUGAGGAAAACGCUGCUCCAAGUUCGGGUCGCCGUCGAGGCGAUCCAUUGCAAGAGCCCAAAGCAUAUGAUUACGGAAGCUAUUGACGGCCUCGAUCCGACGUUGGUGAUUGUCGGCGCCAGAGGCCGAAGUGCCUUGAAGGGGUAAGUUCUUCUGCGUCGGCCCUGAUUUAUUCGAAAGCAAAUAACUCAUACUAUCUCUAGUGUACUUCUUGGAUCAUUCUCCAACUACUUGGUGAUGCAUUCGUCGGUUCCCGUCAUGGUGGCC
Molecule: messenger RNA, 2437 nt
Organism: Aspergillus steynii IBT 23096
Lineage: Eukaryota; Fungi; Ascomycota; Eurotiomycetes; Eurotiales; Aspergillaceae
Product: universal stress protein family domain protein
Exons: 2
Coding region: 218-2317 (699 amino acids)
Source: RefSeq, a predicted model, not a curated record